Coregonus sp. 'balchen' is the source of this 7349-nucleotide messenger RNA. Lineage: Eukaryota; Metazoa; Chordata; Actinopteri; Salmoniformes; Salmonidae. The record is from the annotation of a GenBank genome assembly.
AUGGACCAUCAGAUUGACAACCCAAAGCUUGCUUUUGCUUACCUCCGUCCAGCCUGUGUGCUCCUGACUCAUGAGCCCACGGUGGGCAAUGUGGAAACCCUGAGCACACAGCUGAGGCAUGUAAAUGAUGGUACUCUGCAGCAGCUGCAGGACUAUGUCCUUUUUCCUCUCCGCUUCAUCCUCAAAAUCCCUGGCCCCAAGCGGGAUGGCUUGAUCCAGGCUGUGGCCGAGGCCAUAGGCUAUGUGCUGGAGAACACCUGUGUACAGAGCUGGGAGACGCUGAGGGACCUUCUCUCAGAGCUCUGCCUCUGCCUCUGCUCCCCCAUGGACCCAGGGAAGCCAGCACCCGCCUCAGAGGAGCUGAGAGCUGCAGUACUGAGGUGCCUGGAUGCUCUGUUGCAUGCAGCCUACGGUGACGUGGUCUUCAAGCUGUUUGAGCCCAUCAUGCUGCCUGGCCUUGGGGCUGCUAUCUCCCUGCUGCUGGCACUGGGAGAGCAGGAGAAGUCUCGCACUGUGCAGGCUGCUGCUCUGAAAUGCCUGCAGGCCCUGACCCUCCAGUGUGACUGUUCUCUGGACCAUGUGUCUGUGGGUCAGGAGGAGAGGCGUAUGCUAGGUAGCACCAUGGCUUCUUUCUUACCUGGGAUCACCAUCACUGUGAGCCGUGUGAUCACUGGCGAUAUGAGACAUGGACAUGCUGUCACAGUUAGGGCCAUUAAGGUGUGGUUCAAGACAGUGGGACUGGUGAUGGCUGACGACCAGCUUCAGCACACAGGGACUGGGGAGAGACAGCCGUGGGAACUGGGGAGAGUAUGGGAGCUGGUAGUGCAGAGAACUCAGGACUGGGUGCGAAACACCUCUGGGAGGCUGGCCUUACUGUUAAAAAAGAUAAUCUCCUGCACCUCAGCUCAUCAGCACUGGAGAGUGAGGCUUGAGAUGGUGAACCUCUCAGACCACCUCCUGGCCAACUGUAACUCCUCCCUGGGUGAGUGUGUGGGCCCCCUCCUGGAAGCUCUGGUGGGGGCUGUGAACGAUGAGGAGCCCACUGUGAGGGAGAGGUGUGAAGCUGCCCUGAGGGAGGUGGCAGAGAGGAGUCAGAGCUCAGAUAGUAACAACCAGGCCUUUACUGACGUGCUGUCAGAGAACCUCCACUCCCUGGCCACCUCGCUGCCGCGCCUCAUGAGGACGUCUGAUGACCAGCAUAAGGUGUUUGUCCUCAACGUGUUCCUGGGCUACCUCAAGAUCCUGGGCCCCAAGUUGAUAGUGGUGCUCAACUCGGCGGCCCACCUCCAGCGGGUGUCCAAGGCCCUGAUGCAGGUGUUGGAGUUAGACGUGAUGGACGUCCGCAUCGUGGAGGAGAGGAGCUCUGCCGUAACUGUGGAGACGGGGCCCGGACUCCACAGGGCAUAUGCUCAGAGGAAGCACUUCCUCUACUUCACAGACAAAAUAAUCUUCUCCCUGCUCAAGGAGAUCUGCAGGGUGUUAGGUUACUAUGGGAAUGUCUAUCUCCUAGUAGAUCACUUCAUGGAUCUGUACAAGGAGUCGUCGGUCUACAGGAAGCAAGCUGCAAUGGUGCUGAAUGAGGUGAUCAAGGGGGCAGCGGGCAUCGGUGUGGCAGGAGGCACGGAGAGGCAGGAAGUGCCCAGUCAGGAGGACCUGAAAGCAGUAGUAGAAUCCAUCAUAGAGGAGUACACCGGCCUGAGCCACUGGCACCUAUCAACCCUUAUUGCUGAGGAGUCAGACAGAGGGGAACACAAGCAGCAAACUCAGUUUAGUCUCCUCUCCAUAUCUAAUGGGGUUGAAGGGAAAGGGAAUCCCCUCCAGUUGGUCCAAGCAGUCCACAAGAGCUCCACAAUCCAUGAGUUGAACAGCAACAUCUGGCAGAUCUGCAUCCAAUUGGAGGGGAUAGGCUGCUUCGCCCAGGCCUUGGGGAUGGACUUCCGUCUCAUUCUGAUGACAUCACUGUACCCGGUGCUGGAGAAGGCCGGGGAUGAGACCCUGUUGAUCAGCCAGGCAGCGCUGGAUGCCAUGUGGGACAUCAGCCAGGCCUGUGGCUACGCCUCCCUGAAGGAGCUGAUCAAUGAGAACUCUGACUACCUGCUGAACGACGUGUCUUUGAACCUCCAGAGGCUUGGCAUCCACCCCCACGCCCCCAGGGUCCUCACCGUCAUGUUCAGUCACUCCGACCCUAGCCUGCUGCCUCUGGUGGGGGACAUAGUCCAGGACGUGCUGCUGGCUCUGGACUUGAGCUACGACGAGACGUCCCCUCUGUUCUGCACUGUGCUGCACUCACUUAUGAAGGCUCUAGGUAAAGUUUCCACAUCCACUUAAAUGUUUUCCCUAGUUUAUAACAUUGUUAUGCUUUUUAAUAGGAGAACCCGGAGAGGAAAUUGAAACACAGGACACAAAAUGAUAACCUUUAGCUAACACAGCCUAAGUAACACAAUCUUAAUCAUUUUCCACUACAGCGAGGUGGUUCCCCUCUAGUGUUGCGGGAACAAGUGACGCUUUGGGAACCAAGAAGGUGUGGCGUGAGCAGGACCAGCUGAAUGUGCGCCAGUUUCUCCUGGACUACAACAAACAAAAGGAGCUGGCAGUGGGCAUCGGGGCAGAGGAGGAGGGCACAGAGCACCCAGGUUAGUUAGGGCUCGCUGGCUGCCACACUAUUCCCCUGAAAACAAAUUUCUCACAUUAAUGAUACACAACAUUAACGCUAUAAUAAUAAUAAUAAUAAUAAUAAUAAUAAUAAUAAUAAUAAUAAUAAUGACAUUUAGCAGACGCUUUUAUCCAAAGCGACUUACAGUCAUGUAUGCAUACAUUUUACGUAUGGGUGGUCCUGGAAUCUAACCCACAAUCCCGGCGUUGCAAGCGCCAUGCUCUACCAACUGAGCCAUACAUGACAAGAAUCAAUCAAUCAAUCAAUCAAAUGUAUUCAUAAAGCCAUUUCGACAUCAACAGUUGUCACAAAGUGUUUUACUGUAACCCGGCCUAGCAAACCCCAAGCAGCAGCGACAGGAACCAGGCUCAAGUGUUGAAUAAGUUUGACUCGUGCUGUUUUCCUCAUAGCUGGGUCCUGAGUCAUUGCACUGCUUUUUAGGCGUCAGAAGAUUUUGUGUGGUGUGCUGCUGUGACAGUUAGUCAUGUUUUAAAAAAUGUCAAUUGAAAACUGUUCUACAGAAAUCAGAAUCCAUCAGUGUUAUGAGUCGCUGAGUUUCAUGCACUGCAUUGAAAAGUUUUUUUUUUUUUUUUUUUUCAGAGCUCCCGCCAAGCAUGGACUGUGAAGAGGAUACGGAUGGUCCUGAUGUGGACUGUGAAGAGGAUACGGAUGGUCCUGAUGUGGACUGUGAAGAGGAUACGGAUGGUCCUGAUGUGAAAGUUGAGCUUCCAGCCCACAUCACUAUAGCUAAAGACGUCAUGGAGCGCUGCAUUCACCUGCUCUCAGACCCCAGUCUGAGACUCAGGCUCAAGGUAGUCCUCUAGAUUGUUUUGAAUUCAAAGAUACGUAGCUUAAAAACUAGAGACUAGAGAGUUAAUAAAAUAUAAGGCUCUGUCUGGAUUCAACUAGUUUGCCUGCCACAUGUUGCUGUCACGUGUGCUCACUAUUGCCAAUUCUGUGAGUCCUGACCCAGGUUUGUUGUUUGGUUUGUUGCAGGUCCUGGAUGUGUUGGAGCAGUGUGUGUGUGUGCUAAGUGAGAAGGAGAAUGAGCUACUGCCCAUGGCUCACCGCUGCUGGCCUGCCCUCCUGCUCAGACUUACCACUGAUGACCCACUAGCUGUCCUCCGAGCCUUCAGGGUAUCUAUCGCUCACUACUGCUCCCACCUUCACUCAGUUAAAUAAUAAUUUGAUGUUUACAUAAUACAUAAUUGAUUACAUAAUUAGGAAAAAGCACACAUGGGAAUUCAUUUUUCAUUCAUGAAUGUAUACAUUUUCACCUACAACAGUUGGUAUUUAUAAUGAUGUAUUAUGAUGUCUGUGUGUGUUUUCUCUCUAGGUUCUGUGCACAUUGGGGGAAACCUGCAGAGAUUUCCUGAGGAAGAGGGUGUCUAAAGAGGUGGUCCCCAAGCUGACUGCCUGGCUGUCCAAACAGGCACCAGUGAGUGCCAGGGCCGGCCCAGUCUACAGCCACACCCUGGCCUACAAGCUGCAGCUGGCUGUGCUGCAGGGCCUGGGGGCUCUCUGCUGUCGUCUGGACCUAGGUAGGCAGGCCACCAACACCCUUCCUUCUUUAUUCUAGGAGACACUCAGCAAUAUUUUCAUCCUUUUUUAGGAAAUGUUAAAAUGAUAAAGCUUUUUGGCCACAAGGUGUCACCCUUGCACUGAUUUGGAAUUACAACCGGUGUAUCCUAUAGACUGCAUUGAAUGGUGUAUGUGCAUGUACAUUUCCCCAACCGAGCUCCCAAGGGAGACAGAGAUUGCUGCUGCCUUAGUCAAGGGAGAUGGAGACACACAAGGCAGGGCCAGCAUGACACCCACUGGUUUUCAAUAGUAGAACCGUUUGGAUACACCUCACCUAGCUGAGCCGAUUCAUGGUCUUCUCUGUCCUUGGUCUGUGAAGAUGCUACCUCCCUACACAUCAGCCCCAGAGGAACACAGCUGAGUCGGCUUAAGUUGAGACACAGAGAGACAGAAGCUGCAGCAGUAGUAGAACACACUGGUAAACAUCAGCUCCACCUCACCGCUGGGACAUCUCCAGAAAGGCAAUUAUUGGCCACAGAGAAAUAGAGAAAUUCUCCCAAUGUGAUAUGCUUUUAAGGUUAUUUACCCCCGUAGAGAAACACCUGGACUGGCCUCUCCCUCAGUAUUUAUUUUCUUUGUUCGCCUCUUGAUUCUACAAAAAAAGGGGGAUAGGUAUACUGGAUAUACUGGAUAAAAUGAAUUUUCUGACACAACGAGCAGGCUGGUUUUUCACCCGUGUGGGUUGAGUUGCCAAAUAAGAAAAGCUUGAGCAAGAAGCGUGAAGGCUUAUUUUGAAAUUAGGUUUGAAUGGCGACCCAGUUAGGAGCUUAGGGAAUACGUGUCUGGGGUGGGGGGGGACUACUACAAAGUGAUGGAGUUGCCAUGGUUAUGAGAGGUACUGAGAGUGGGGAGUGGAUGUGUGAAAUUCGGAGAUGGAGGCAGGCUGCUGUGAAAUUCCCAGGUCAUUUCAGCAUUUUCUUCCUCAGCACUAUCUCCAUUUCCUUUUUUAUUUUCCCAUUUUUUUCUUUUCCUCGGUUUUCCUUCUGGUAUAUACACUGCUAAAAAAAAUAAAGGGAACACUUAAACAACACAAUGUAACUCCAAGUCAAUCACACUACUGUGAAAUCAAACUGUCCACUUAGGAAGCAACACUGAUUGACAAUAAAUUUCACAUGCUGUUGUGUAAAUGGAAUAGCCAACAGGUGGAAAUUAUAGGCAAUUAGCAAGACACCCCCAAUAAAGGACUGGUUUUGCAGGUGGUGACCACAGACCACUUCUCAGUUCCUAUGCUUCCUGGCUGAUGUUUUGGUCACUUUUGAAUGCUGGCGGUGCUUUCACUCUAGUGGUAGCAUGAGACGGAGUCUACAACCCACACAAGUGGCUCAGGUAGUGCAGCUCAUCCAGGAUGGCACAUCAAUGCGAGCUGUGGCAAGAAGGUUUGCUGUGUCUGUCAGCGUAGUGUCCAGAGCAUGGAGGCGCUACCAGGAGACAGGCCAGUACAUCAGGAGACGUGGAGGAGGCCGUAGGAGGGAAACAACCCAGCAGCAGGACUGCUACCUCCGCCUUUGUGCAAGGAGGAGCAGGAGGAGCACUGCCAGAGCCCUGCAAAAUGACCUCCAGCAGGCCACAAAUGUGCAUGUGUCUGCUCAAACGGUCAGAAACAGACUCCAUGAGGGUGGUAUGAGGGCCCGACGUCCACAGGUGGGGGUUGUGCUUACAGCCCAACACCGUGCAGGACGUUUGGCAUUUGCCAGAGAACACCAAGAUUGGCAAAUUCGCCACUGGCGCCCUGUGCUCUUCACAGAUGAAAGCAGGUUCACACUGAGCACAUGUGACAGACGUGACAGAGUCUGGAGACGCCGUGGAGAACGUUCUGCUGCCUGCAACAUCCUCCAGCAUGACCGGUUUGGCAGUGGAUCAGUCAUGUUGUGGGGUGGCAUUUCUUUGGGGGGCCGCACAGCCCUCCAUGUGCUCGCCAGAGGUAGCCUGACUGCCAUUAGGUACAGAGAUGAGAUCCUCAGACCCCUUGUGAGACCAUAUGCUGGUGCGGUUGGCCCUGGGUUCCUCCUAAUGCAAGACAAUGCUAGAACUCAUGUGUCUGGAGUGUGUCAGCAGUUCCUGCAAGAGGAAGGCAUUGAUGUUAUGGACUGGCCCGCCCGUUCCCCAGACCUGAAUCCAAUUGAGCACAUCUGGGACAUCAUGUCUCGCUCCAUCCACCGAAGCCACGUUGCACCACAGACUGUCCAGGAGUUGGAGGAUGCUUUAGUCCAGGUCUGGGAGGAGAUCCCUCAGGAGACCAUCCGCCACCUCAUCAGGAGCAUGCCCAGGCGUUGUAGGGAGGUCGUACAGGCACGUGGAGGCCACACACACUACUGAGCCUCAUUUUGACUAGUUUUAAGGACAUUACAUCAAAGUUGGAUCAGCCUGUAGUGUGGUUUUCCACUUUAAUUUUGAGGGUGACUCCAAAUCCAGACCUCCAUGGGUUGAUACAUUUGAUUUCCAUUGAUAAUUUGUGUGUGAUUUUGUUGUCAGCACAUUCAACUAUGUAAAGAAAAAAGUAUUUCAUAAGAUUAUUUCAUUCAUUCAGAUCUAGGAUGUGUUAUUUUAGUGUUCCCUUAAUUUUUUUGAGCAGUGUAUGUGGUAUAUCUGUGUUGUAUUUGCAGGGGACUCAGAUCUGGAUGCUGUAACUGAAGCCUGCCUGCCCUACCUCAGCUGCAGACAGCCACCCAAACUGCAAGAGGCCUGUCUAAGGUAUAUUUGUAUUGCAAUAGUAAAUCUAGCAGUACAAUAUAUUAAAAGCCAGUUUUUAUCUGGUACCAUUUCCUUAUCAUAUCUGAACACAUCAUAUAUUGUGAUUUAUCGUGUAAUGUAUGACCUUAUGUAUUAUCGUCAGCUUUCUAUGAUCAUUUUAUUCAGUUGAAUUUAUCAAUGUGCUAUCUCUAUUCUGUGCAGUGUCUUCCGCCACCUAAUAGAAUUGGACCCUGAUGCCUUCUGGUUGACUCUGAACGAGCUAUACUGUCCCUGCUCCUACACCCCACCCCACCCUGACCUGCAGCCUGUGGAGCUGAGUGGGAUGGGCCUCCAGAGGAACGAGUACACAGAUAAUGUCCUGAAACUCCUGGAGGACUUUGGCUUGCCUGAGGACACACAGCCAGCAGGGAUCCAGAUCCAGUGA